This is a messenger RNA of Meloidogyne enterolobii, 479 nucleotides long. Lineage: Eukaryota; Metazoa; Nematoda; Chromadorea; Rhabditida; Meloidogynidae. The record is from the annotation of a GenBank genome assembly.
AUGCCAAUGAGUGGAGCUAGUAUGCCUAACAGAGGUAGUUUUCGAGGUGGGUGUACUUCUGUUGGCAAUGCUGGGGGUGCUCGUGAUAGUUCUAAGCUGGAUGCUGAAGGAGGGAAUGGAAGAUUUGAAAAAACAUCAUCAAGGCGUACAGCAGGCUCUGAUUCAACGAGUAGACGUCUAGAUUAUGACAUUUCUCCAGUCCGUGGUGGCGGCAGUGAAGAUACUUCUGUUAAUAGAAAUCGUGACAAUAAUGAAGAGGAAUGUUGUUUGUGGUGAGCCUGGAGCUGUCAAUCAUUAUAAUGCGAAAACAUGUGGAGCUUGUGCAAUGUUCUAUAGGCGAGCUAUUAAGGAUAAUAAAAAUUAUGAUUGCAAGAAUUUCCAACCUUGUUCGUUGAGAUUUGGGAAGAGUUACUGCAGUUUCUGCCGACUUGAAAAAUGUAAGUCUGUUGGAAUGGCAUUUGGCAGUUGAAUUGGACAGC